GGGCUUUAGGGUCACUCACGUCUUCUUCUUCGGUGCUGCCGGAUUCAACUUCCGGCUGUAUCGUCCUCUGGAAAUCACAACAAUGGGCAGUGUUUUGGCUGCCAGCUCCCCAAACCCUCCACCACCAGCCUCUGGCGGUGCUCCCGUCCCAGGGUUGACGGUGCCGCCAGGCUUUGGGAUGCCUCCAGUUUCCUCAGUUAUCACCCCCAGCGAGGCAGCCUCAGGACAUGAGCAGGAAGAGAACUCGUUGCCUAACCCGGGAACAUUCGAUGAGUGUCAUCGCAAGUGCAAAGAGGUUUUCCCCAUGCAGAUGGAAGGCGUCAGGCUGGUGGUCAACAAGGGCCUUAGUAACCACUUUCAGGUGAAUCACACUGUGCUGCUGAGCACUAUGGGAGAUUCCACCUACAGGUUUGGUGCUACAUACGUUGGAUUAAAGCAAGCAGGUCCAGCAGAGUUUUUUCCGGUCAUGGUGGGAGACAUGGACAACAGUGGCAGCCUUAACGCGCAGAUCAUCCACCAGGUCUCCAACAGAAUACGAUCCAAAUUGGCCUUCCAGACACAACAGCAGAAGUUUGUGAACUGGCAAGGUGAUGCUGAGAUCCGGGGAGAAGAUUUUACUGCAACGAUUACUCUCGGAAACCCAGAUGUCCUUGUUGGCUCUGGUAUUGUUGUAACACACUACCUCCAGUCCAUAACGCCGGCUCUGGCUCUGGGAGGGGAGCUGGUUUACCACCGAAGGCCAGGAGAGGAAGGCGCAGUGAUGUCGUUAGUUGGCAGAUACACAGGCAGUAACUACAUCGCCACUUUGACACUCGGCUCAGCGGGGGCUCAUGCUUCAUACUAUCACAAAGCCAAUGAGCAGUUGCAGGUCGGUGUGGAGUUUGAGGCGAGCACCCGCAUGCAAGACACCAGUGUGUCAUUCGGCUACCAGCUAGACGUGCCUAAAGCCAAUUUACUGUUUAAAGGUUCAGUAGAUAGUAACUGGGUCGUUGGUGCAACGUUAGAAAAGAAGUUGCUCCCGCUGCCGCUCUCUCUGGUCCUCUGCACCUUCCUCAACCACCGCAAGAACAAGUUCCAGUGUGGUUUUGGCGUCACUAUCGGUUAGACUGACUGAGCCGCAGGUUAUCGACCCGUAGACUGACUUCCCAGAACAGACAGACUCACUAUGGACAAGCAGAUUAUACCACAUGCAACACUUGUGUCCCAUCACCUCAUUCUGUCACUCGACUCUGCCAAUGUCAUGUUAUUGGUUUCCCAGACUGUCACAUCAAAUGUUGGUGAUUAGAAGGGAAUAAUGUAAAUCCAAUGCAUUUAAUGCUAUAAGAUGAAUUGUCUGAUUGAUUAGAAGUGUAACGUAUGAUUGGUCAGGAAUUUGGACUGUAGAAAGACGUAACACAUUAAGAGACAUUACAGAAUCACAGAGCUCUUUGUUUGUCACUGAGUUCAGUGCCUGUCCAGUUUUGAAUUUUAUUCAUGUUCUUUUGUUUGUUUUUUUUACUGUAAAGUCUGUCUUGGCGUGCAGUGAAUGGAUUUGUUGUCAUUUGCUUGUUUAAAGGUGAUUUAUUGGUUAAAGACAAGUUUACCAGCUAUCAGGAAGUAGUGUACUGUACCGCAUGUCACGUGUACAACCCAUCACUUGUUUUGUUGCCUUUUUUUUAUGUUACAUACAUAUGGAACCGUAUAUAUAUGACCUGUAUAUACCUCUUGGAAACGGAUAAAUAACAUUUCUUACAAAAACUG
This is a messenger RNA of Micropterus salmoides (largemouth bass), 1740 nucleotides long. It is a transcript of the gene tomm40l, whose product is annotated as translocase of outer mitochondrial membrane 40 homolog, like. Gene Ontology annotation, molecular function: transmembrane protein transporter activity. The coding region runs from base 83 to 1105 and encodes 340 amino acids. Gene Ontology annotation, cellular component: mitochondrial outer membrane translocase complex; mitochondrial outer membrane. The record is from RefSeq and is a predicted model, not a curated record. NCBI's taxonomy places the organism in Eukaryota, Metazoa, Chordata, Actinopteri, Centrarchiformes, Centrarchidae. Gene Ontology annotation, biological process: protein import into mitochondrial matrix. The transcript has 10 exons.